This is a messenger RNA of Amborella trichopoda, 1368 nucleotides long. Its product is annotated as ferritin-3, chloroplastic. Lineage: Eukaryota; Viridiplantae; Streptophyta; Magnoliopsida; Amborellales; Amborellaceae. Gene Ontology annotation, molecular function: ferrous iron binding; ferric iron binding. The record is from RefSeq and is a predicted model, not a curated record. Gene Ontology annotation, cellular component: cytoplasm. Gene Ontology annotation, biological process: iron ion transport; intracellular iron ion homeostasis.
GCCUCUCCACUCCAAUCCACAGGUCACUGUUCUUUCUCCCCCACAUAGUUAGGUUUUCCUUCCCUUUCCCUCUCUAGAGCUUUUUUCUCUCUCUUCAAUCCCUGUUACAGAGGAAUAUUCUCUCUCUAGAGUAUCGCUGAUUAUUUUUUCAUCUCCGUGAGAGUUCCCUCUCUCUGUAAACGCUUCUUUCUUUAGAAGAAGAACUCGCUCUCUCUCUAAACCCUAGAAACUGAAAAUCUCUCUCUAUCUCCUUCUAUUCAAUCUCUCUCUCUCUAUCUCUGUUUACGCUGUGUUGAAUCCCGAAGAGUAGGAUUCAUUCACGGGUUUUUUGUGUUAUUUUGAUCUGGAAAAAUGCUUCUUAGAGUUCCUGCUUUUGUUGGGGCAAACCCAAGAACCGAGAUUAGUGAGAGGAGGGGGUUUCUUGCUUCUCCUACUUUGAAGAGGGGGGGUUUUGUAUGUAUGGGGAAGGAAAGCAACAGUCGCCCUUUGACUGGUGUUGUUUUUGAGCCCUUUGAGGAGGUUCAGAAGGAAUUGCUAACUCUCGCCAGCACCCCGCAAACUUCCCUUGCGCGCCAGAAGUAUGCAGAUAACUCUGAGGCCGCCAUUAAUGAGCAGAUUAAUGUGGAGUACAAUGUUUCUUAUGUGUACCAUGCCAUGUUUGCCUACUUCGAUCGUGACAACGUCGCCCUCAAGGGUCUCGCAAAGUAUUUCAAGGAAGCAAGUGAGGAAGAGCGGCAACACGCUGAGAAACUAAUGGAAUAUCAGAACAAGAGAGGAGGAAAGGUGAAGUUACAGUCGAUACUGAUGCCAGUGACUGAGUUUGAUCACCCAGAGAAGGGUGACGCCUUGUAUGCUAUGGAGCUUGCCCUGUCUUUGGAGAAGCUAACUAAUGAGAAAUUACUCGCCUUACACAAGGCAGCUGAGAAGAGUAAUGACCCGCAAAUGCUUGAUUUUAUUGAGAGUGAAUACCUUGCUGAACAGGUUGAUUCAAUCAAGCAGAUCUCGGAGUAUGUCGCACAGCUCCGUAGGAUCGGCAAGGGCCAUGGGGUGUGGCACUUUGAUCAGAUGCUUCUCAAUGGAGCGGCAGCCAAUGGUUUGGCUGCUUGAGGAUGGAUCUCUCAUGGGUGACUACUCUUGAGGACGAAAUAAAGGGGGGGGAUAGAAUGAAGGAUGGUUUGCAUAUUCAUGAGGAGUUUUUUUUCGAGUUGUUUGUAGUUGUAGUGGAGUAAGAGGUUGAGAAUUGACGAGAACAUAUACCCUUACCUUUUACUGUUUUCUCUUUUGGCUUUUUGUUUAUGUGUCUCUCAUGUUGUAAGGUCCCCAGUCCCCAUAUUUUAAUGAGCAUCGACCUUUGCUUCUAUUUCGAUA